Molecule: messenger RNA, 3065 nt
Organism: Brienomyrus brachyistius
Lineage: Eukaryota; Metazoa; Chordata; Actinopteri; Osteoglossiformes; Mormyridae
Gene: cdkn2c
Product: cyclin-dependent kinase inhibitor 2C (p18, inhibits CDK4)
Exons: 2
Coding region: 1501-1968 (155 amino acids)
Biological process (GO): regulation of cyclin-dependent protein serine/threonine kinase activity; negative regulation of cell population proliferation
Cellular component (GO): nucleus
Molecular function (GO): cyclin-dependent protein serine/threonine kinase inhibitor activity; protein kinase binding
Source: RefSeq, a predicted model, not a curated record
UCCAAUCAGAUCACUGAAAAUGGAAAGUGGCCUCGCCAUCGCGGAGGAAUUGCAUGGCGCGCAGAUAAUCAAACCAGCGUAGUGGAUCAUAUAUUUUAAGCACUCUACAUCUGUAUAUUAUUAUUUUUUUUUAUUAUAAUGUCUCAUGAUUUCUCUGCAGGUCACAGCAAGCCUCCUCCCAAAACAGCAGGAGCCAGUCAUAAGAGGCGUAAUCGUCAUUCAUAAAUCUGGCCACUAAAAAGCGCCUUUGAACAGGAAUGGAAAUUGUAAAUUAUGAAAGUCUGCGGAUAGAUACAAUGUUUCACCGGCCGCGCUUUUCUGUCCGGAGUCCCGUCCGCCCGCUUUUAACCGAAAUAAACAAGCGCUCAAUAUUUAAUGAGCCAAGCGAGUAGGACGAAUUCUCAGCAACUCCCCUGUUUCUACAGUUGAAAAAUGGGCGGGAAGCUUGCAUAAAACUUUUGAAACCUCAUCCCUUAAAAUGUCAUUGGAUACAGCCACUCGUUAAACAAAAUCAGACUAUCUUCCUUUUUUUUAAUACACCGAAUUGCCAUAAACCCCUGCAGCCCCGCAGUAUGAAAUUCCAGACGCGAUCAAGGGGAAUCAUCUCCGAAAGGACAACCAUGUCGUUACCUCACUGAGCUGAUUAUUUUUAAAUCGGGGUUUUUGGACGUGGUAGCUGGGUCGCUAUGCACCUGUGUACCGGGCGAUUUUUCUCAGACGGUGACCCGCGGAGAACCUCGCAGGACGCAUUCGUGGACUUGAACGCUGUAAAAUAUGUACUAUUUAUUGGCACUACAAUCGGGAAUGCGUCGGAUAUUUUUUCCGCCAAUACUGCAUUUCUUUGCUUUUCUCCAAGCAAUCAACAUAUGAAUACUGACUUCCGGAUACGUUUUACCUUGCCGAAGCAUUGAAUGAUCAAAAAUACAACGGCGUUUUUUUUUAGCCAUGCCGUACGUUUUCUUUGAACUUGUGCGUGGAUGUUUUAUUCUCACGUUUUUAUACCUCCACAUGCUGGAUUGUUUAAACAAGCGGGUUGCAUUGAGUGUUCCUUUCAUAACUGAAAGAUUUCAGCCUUCCGAGGAUGUUGACUGAUGCAAGGACAGAGCAGUUUUCAUGUAAGCUCCGCUGCUGAUUUUAUUAUUAUUUUUUUGUACAUCUUGCAGCCCGGCCCCAGAUGAGGGGUAUAUCAGGACCCGGAUCGAUGCAAUCUCUCAACCUUAGGUGAUCGCACAUGCAUCCAACGCUGGGAAAAGCGUAACAUCCCUCUUUUCUGAAGUGAUGCGGAUUGUAUAGUGGGAUGGUUUUAAAGCGGAAGGCGGAUCAUGGCACGGUUCCAGUUUCUUUUUGCUAAGUAGUGUAUUUACCAGUCUUAUGGUAUGCGCCGUCAUCAUAUACGUCUAAGCAUAAGAAAACAAGCGAGUACACACUUAAAUUAAGCUGCAGCGCUUUUUUCCACCACCUUGAAAAUUGCUCUGCCACCAUCGUUUGUUUUUAUGAAGAAUGGCUGAUUUGACUGAAGCAAACAAGCUGACCAGUGCAUCUGCAAGGGGAGACUUGUCAGAAGUUGAAACAUUAUUACAAAGCGGGGCAGAUGUCAAUAAGGCGAACCGUUUCGGCAGGACGGCGUUACAGGUAAUGAAACUCGGUGUCCCCGGUCUUGCUGAGAUGUUACUUGAAGCGAAGGCAGAUCCGAAUAAGCGCGACCCGGUGAAAGACCUGACGAUCGCUCACGACGCCGCCCGGGAUGGCUACCUGGACACGCUACGGGUUUUAGUGAAGUACGGCGCGGACGUCAACGCGGUGGACAGUGACGGCAACCUACCGCUGCACCUGGCCGCUCAGGCCGGCUGCCUGGAUGUGGUUGAGUUUCUGAAGCAGUGCACGGCGGACCAAGGGAGUACGGCGGAUGACCUGGUGCCGACGCACAGCAAAGAGUGCAUCCAAGGGCGUAUGCAAUCUCAGAAUUAAAGCGUUUUUCUUUUUUAAAGAUGAUGUUAGGCGGGUCAAAUUAUGGAAAAGAAAUCUGCCCUCUCUUGAAAUUGUAUGAACACACCUAACCACAAAACAAAAAUAAUUUUAUUUGUAUAACAUCGAAUUUUAAAGUGAGCCCCAUAUAUAUAUAUAUAUAUAUAUAUAUAUAUAUAUAUAUAUAUAUAUAUAUAUAUAUAUAUAUAUAUAUAUAUAUAUAUACACACACACAUACAUACACACACACACGCACGCACGCACGCAAACAUACACAUCACACAUGUCACAUACGAUGUACAGGAUAGUCAUAAACGGUCAAAUCGUUAUCACUGUGACAUUAAGGUAUCCCACAGCACCAUUACGGUAAAAUGAAGGUACGUCAUAGUUGUAUUGUUUUCCAGGGUGUUUUUUUUUUCUUUUUUUUUUUUUACAUAUUUCACACCAAUCGUGUAUCUCAAGCUUAGUAAAUAACACUUAUAAAAUGUCUGACAGGCUACCCAGCUUUUGAUUUCAAAUUCACUUUACCUGCCCUUCCUUUGCAUUGUUAUGCGUCAUAUGCGUAUUUAAAUAUGUUCAUUUCGUUUUUAUUGUACAAUUUCAUCCGUGCUAUGGUACGGCUCUUCUUGCAGAUGAAGAGAUGUGGCCUUAUACGUUUUGUUUUGUGUAUUUAUUUGCACUUUUGUUGUAAAUAAUAAGUAUUUCGUCAAUACUGAACUGUGAAAGCAUAGAAAUUAUUAACAUUUUAAUGUGACUUGUAAAUGUGACCAAAGACAUUGCUAUUUAAUGUGUACAUUGUGUGAUUCUUUCAAAACUCGCAAAAUUUUAAAGCAAAAGACUCAUUAAGAAACUAUUUCUUCAUCAUGUUGAGUAAACUUAUAUUCGGUUGUCACUGUCAUUUCUAAAUGUAGGCUAUACCCACAAAACUGAAACCAUAUUGUGUUUUUGUUUUAAAAGAAGGAAUACGUGUUAUUCUAUUUCAUAAUUUAAUAUUGUAAAUUAACAUUUCAUUUUAAGAUAUACUCAUCUCUGUACACUGCAGAGAAUUUGUGAGUGAAUUUCUUUAAACAUGAGCGGCCUGUAAUAAACAAUAGACAAAG